Pundamilia nyererei is the source of this 4549-nucleotide messenger RNA. It is a transcript of the gene adamts3, whose product is annotated as ADAM metallopeptidase with thrombospondin type 1 motif, 3. The record is from RefSeq and is a predicted model, not a curated record. The transcript has 23 exons. Gene Ontology annotation, biological process: proteolysis; extracellular matrix organization. Gene Ontology annotation, cellular component: extracellular matrix. Gene Ontology annotation, molecular function: metalloendopeptidase activity. NCBI's taxonomy places the organism in Eukaryota, Metazoa, Chordata, Actinopteri, Cichliformes, Cichlidae. Bases 351 to 3749 code for a protein of 1132 amino acids.
GCCAGGUUGCAAGAGCUACACACUGCGGCUCUGUCCGGUCACGGCAGAGAGGGGUGUCCUACUAACUUCACCAAAACUUUCACGAAACUCAGUCAUCAGAAAAACACUGACUGAAUGACAAAAGUGUCGCAACUCGCUUCACUCCUGCUUUAAUGAAACUUUAACUACUUUAUGUUGCUUCUUGUUUUUUCUGAUUUUUACCUAAGACCGAGGCACUGGCCGCACAUCCAGUUUGAUAAGUUUUGAAUGAGCCGGGUCACGUUUGCGUAAAGAUUUUUGUCUCUUUUUCCCCCUUAUUUUAAUUUCACGUUGGGAUAACGUUUUUUGUUUUUUGUCAUUUAAGACUCGUGAUGGCUGUCCUGUCACUAGCUUUACUACUUGUAGGACUGACUUCAGCUGCCAAGGCUGGUGAAGUAGAUAGAGAGGACCAGUUGAAGAGCCGGCUGAAAGAAUACGGCCUGGUCACCCCCUUCAGCACCGACUCCCACGGACACUACCUGUCACACCUGCUCUCCGCCACUCACAAGCAGCGUGUUAAGAGGGAGGUGCUUGAAAACGGUGAAACUGAACAGAGGCUUUUCUUCAACAUCACUGCCUUCGGAAAGGAGUUUCACCUUCGUCUGCGGCCGAACAGCAGGCUGGUGGCACCUGGCGCGAUGGUGGAGUGGCACGACGAGGUCCCGGGAUUCAGAAACGGCAGUGCUGGCAACGAUUCUAGCGUGGGCGCCAACCAGACUGAAUCCACCAAUGGCACGGAGAGGAUACUGCGCCGUGAGCUGCUCAAGACAGACUGCACCUUUACCGGUGACAUCACAGACGUCCCCGGGGCCUCGGUUGCCAUUAACAACUGCGAUGGGUUGGCUGGGAUGAUUCGCACCGAAUCGGAUGAGUACUUCAUCGAGCCGCUGGAGAAAGGCACUCAGGAGCUGGAGGACCAGGGCAGGGUCCACGUGGUUUACCGCAGGUCAGCUCUGCUGCAGACUCCCUUGGACAUCUCUGUGGAUUACCAGCUACAAGAACCGGAGCUCGAUGUUCCCGGGACCCUCGACUCAGUAACCCGACAGGUGAAUGAGACGGUCCGGCGCCGCAGACGGAGGGACGCUGGAGAGGACGACUACAACAUCGAAAUCCUGCUGGGAGUCGAUGACUCAGUGGUCCGAUUUCACGGCAAGGAGCAUGUGCAGAAUUACCUGCUCACACUGAUGAACAUAGUGAAUGAGAUUUACCAUGACGAGUCUCUGGGAGUCCACAUCAACGUGGUGCUGGUCAGGAUGAUUAUGCUGGGGUAUGCCAAGUCCAUCAGCCUCAUUGAGAGAGGCAACCCAUCGCGGAGCCUGGAGAACGUGUGCCGCUGGGCCUUUGUGCAGCAGAAAGGCGAUCCCGAUCACGCCGAACACCACGACCACGCAAUUUUCCUCACUCGCCAAGGCUUCGGCCCCACAGGGAUGCAGGGUUACGCUCCGGUCACAGGAAUGUGCCACCCAGUCCGGAGCUGCACCCUGAACCACGAAGACGGCUUCUCCUCCGCCUUUGUUGUGGCUCAUGAGACCGGACACGUGUUGGGCAUGGAGCACGAUGGCCAAGGCAACCGCUGUGGGGACGAAACGGCGAUGGGAAGCGUGAUGGCCCCGCUGGUGCAGGCGGCCUUCCAUCGAUACCACUGGUCAAUGUGCAGCGGGCAGGAGCUGAAGCGAUACAUCCACACGUAUGAUUGUCUCCUGGAUGACCCCUUCAAACAUGACUGGCCGGAGCUUCCUGAACUUCCUGGCAUCAACUACUCGAUGGAUGAACAGUGUCGAUUUGACUUCGGGGUCGGCUACAAGAUCUGCACUUCCUUUCGCACAUUUGACCCGUGUAAACAGCUGUGGUGCAGCCACCCAGACAACCCCUACUUCUGUAAAACCAAGAAAGGGCCACCUCUCGAUGGGACCGAGUGUGCACCUGGAAAAUGGUGCUACAAAGGUCACUGCAUGUGGAAAAACCCUAAUCAGGUCAAGCAAGAUGGUGCCUGGGGCUCCUGGAGCAAAUAUGGUUCCUGCUCACGCUCCUGUGGAACUGGAGUUCGAUUACGGACACGUCAGUGCGCCAACCCUGCCCCAUCGAACGGCGGCCAGGACUGCCCAGGAGUAAACUACGAGUACCAGUUGUGCAACGCAGAUGACUGUCCCAGGCACUUUGAAGAUUUCAGAGCUCAGCAGUGCCAGCUCCGCAACUCCCACUUUGAAUUCCAAAAUGCCAAACACCACUGGCUGCCCUACGAGCAUCCUGAUGCAAACAGGAGAUGCCACUUGUAUUGCCAGUCCAAGGACACAGAAGAUGUGGCGUACAUGAAGGUGCUGGUGCAUGAUGGGACACGAUGUUCUUACAAGGACGCCUACAGCAUCUGCGUGCGUGGAGAGUGUGUGAAAGUUGGCUGUGACAGAGAAAUUGGCUCUAGCAAGGUUGAGGACAGAUGUGGGGUUUGCGGUGGAGACAAUUCUCACUGCCGCACCGUCAAAGGAACCUUCACCCGCACGCCGAAGAAAGCUGGUUACCUUAAGAUGUUUCUCAUUCCUCCUGGAGCUAGACAUGUGAUCAUCCAAGAACAUGAGGCCUCCCCUCACAUUCUUGCAAUCAAGAACCAGGCGACGGGGCAUUACAUCCUCAACGGCAAAGGAGAGGAGGUCAAGUCCAGAAGCUUCAUCGACUUGGGCGUUGAAUGGCAUUACAUCAUCGAGGGCGACGUAGAGACGCUGCAGACCGAUGGCCCUCUGCACGACCCCGUGGUGGUGCUGAUUAUACCAAAGGACAAUGAGACACGGUCGACUCUGAUGCUUAAGCUCACUGGGUUUCAGUACACCAAGUAUGGAUGUCGGAAAAAGGGAGACACCAAGAUGGUUCAUCGAGGCUACUGCGACGCUGGCAAGAGGCCCAAACCCAUCCGAAGAAUGUGUAACCUUCAGGACUGCACACAGCCUCAAUGGAUCUCAGAAGAAUGGGAGCACUGUACCAAAACCUGCAGCAGCCUAGGCUUUCAGAUCCGAACCGUUCACUGCGUACAGUUCCUGCAUGAUGGCACGAACCGCUCCAUCCACAGCAAAUACUGCAGCGGCGAGAAGCCCGAGAGCCGAAGGCCCUGUAACAGAGUGCCGUGUCCUGCCCAGUGGAGGACCGGAGCCUGGUCAGAGUGUUCUGUGACGUGUGGAGAGGGGAUAGAAAGGCGUUUGAUCACCUGCCGGAUUGGAGAUCAGUGUAACGGAGAAAAGCCCGAAAACGUGAGGCCGUGCAAACCUGGACCCUGCCACGAUGAGCCGUGUAAUGGGGACAAAUCCAUCUUCUGCCAAAUGGAGGUGUUAGCGAGAUACUGCUCUAUCCCAGGCUACAGCAAGCUGUGCUGCGACUCCUGCAGUAAGCGCACCGGAGCCCUGUCUAUGUUCUCGGAGGCGGCUGAGACCGAGGAACACGUUCGCUUCGGAUCAGCCUCGCAGCUCCUUGAGACGUUAACGGCCGCAGUAGCGGCCAACGGCACUCGCGGUGGGAAACAAGGCAAAGGAUCCGCCACAUCGGGCGGUGCAGCAAAACACAUCACCACGCCUGCUCCAGUUAAGAAAACCCCAUCAAAGAUCGCUACAGCACCAAGGCGGGUUCCACGACAUGCAGACCUCACUGACAGGAAGCUGUCCACCCAGGCUGGUCCUACUCAGGGUCAAAGGUCAAGCAGUCUGGUGGACAGUCGGCAGCCUGUGGCAUAUUCUGAAGUGGAGCGAUGAAAGUCAUAGCUUUUGCCUUUAGGACUCGUAAUGUACAGUAGAUAAUCCAGCUUCAUCCUGAGUCUUCUCACACCAGAAAACACAGAGAAAGAAAGAAAAGUGCUGGUUCACUUUGUAAGAAUUUGACCCUGAUACGGACUCUAAAUAUCUCUUUAACCACCUGCAGCUUCCAGAUUGCUGAGGCUGAAACAGCCGUGCUACUUUGCCCUCAUACUUCCAUAUUAAUAUGAAACAAAUAUGAAAUCAUUUCAAGGUGUAGGGGCACGUGAGCCACGGGGAGUUUUCAACCGUGUCAAAUGAAAAGCUAAAUUACGUUCGUAGUGAAUACUUUCAGGGAUACAAAACAGCCAAAGGACAGUUCAGUAUUCAAAAGAUGUUUGUCGCUCGGACUCAUACAUUCCCGAUGUCUGACAUUUAUUUCAUUUUAUCACCUUGUUCAGGCAAAUGUUUCUCUAAUGUCACCUGCACAGUGAAAACUGAGAGAGCAGGUGGAGGAAGGUGUCUGCAUUGCCCCUCCGGACGAGCUGUCGCCUGGUCUCGUUACUGAAUAAACCAGACCCCUGCUGCCUGCAGAGCAGCUAUGCUGCUGCAGGUAUCCAGAGAGAACGUGUGAGCAGGUGCAGAGACCAGAGCUGUGUAGAUUUAGUAGACUCAGAGAGUAAAUAGAUGCAAGAAUUGGUUUAAAUGCCUCUUGCAUUUCAGUUCAUUUAAAAGUGACUCCACUAAAGGCCGCCCACAUGGAAAAACUUCUAUGAUUUACUCAUGAAAGUGGCCACUUUCUCAUUACUUUCAUAUAUUGU